Messenger RNA from Manduca sexta (tobacco hornworm), 716 nucleotides. Its product is annotated as chorion class B protein B.L1-like. Gene Ontology annotation, molecular function: structural constituent of egg chorion. The transcript has 2 exons. NCBI's taxonomy places the organism in Eukaryota, Metazoa, Arthropoda, Insecta, Lepidoptera, Sphingidae. Gene Ontology annotation, biological process: chorion-containing eggshell formation; multicellular organism development. Bases 30 to 647 code for a protein of 205 amino acids. The record is from RefSeq and is a predicted model, not a curated record. Gene Ontology annotation, cellular component: egg chorion.
UCUGCAACAGACACUUCUUGUAUCACAUCAUGGCUGCCAAGAUUAUUCUCAUCGCUUGCACUUCUGCGCUCUUGGUUCAGAGCGCUAUAAGCGCCUGUCUUGGAGGCAUCGGCAGUGGUUGGGGCUAUGGCGGCCUUGGCUAUGGAGGUCUAGGUUACGCCGGAUUGGGCUAUGAUGGAUUUGGUUACGGCGGUCUCGGUUGCGGUGGAUUCGGCUACGGCGGUCUCGGCUACGGCGGAUUCGGAUACGGUGGUCUUGGCUACGAUGGAUUCGGAUGCGGCGGACUCGACGCUGCCUAUGGUGGUGGUCUUGGUGUCUCCAGUGCUUCUCCCAUAGCCCCCACCGGUCUCGCCGUAGCCUCUGAGAACGUGUACGAGGGUGCUGUCGCUGUCGGCGGCAACCUGCCUUUCCUGGGUACUGUGGCUGUGGACGGUCUGUUCGACACCGCCGGUGCUGGUGCUGUCUCGUACGGUUGUGGUGAUGGUGCUGUUGGCAUCGCCGCUGAGGGUCCCAUCGGAGCUGCUGUCGGUCCCGCCUACGGAUACGGAGGUCUGGGCGGAUUCGGUGUCGGAGGUUACGGACUCGGACUCGGCUAUGCUGGAUUCGGAGCUCGCGGCUGUGGUUGCGGUUGCGGCGCAUUUUACUAAAGUCGUUUUCUGACUAAUGUUUCAAAAAUCAAAUUAGACCUGGCAUUAUUAUGAAAUAAACCAAGAGCA